AUGAGGAAGAAGGUGAAGCUUGCUUUCAUUAUCCAAAACUCCUCAAGGAAGGCCACCUUCAACAAGAGAAAAAGUGGCCUCCUCAAGAUGGUGAAUCAGCUCAGCAUUCUGUGUGGUGUCCCCGCUUGUGCGAUCAUCUAUGGUGAGAACGGCUCAAAGCCCGGGCUAUGGCCCCCAUCCCCUGACGAGGUGCGCCAGGUGAUCUCUAAGUUCCUUCUGAUGCCAGCAAUGGAGCAGACAAAGAAGAUGCUUAACCAGGAGAGCUUUCUCCGGCAGAGGAUUGCGAAAGCCGAAGAGCAGCUGAACAGACAGAGGCGGGACAAUAGGGAGAGAGAGGUGACUGAUGUGAUGUACCGGGGACUGGGCGGGCUGCUGGAGCAAGGGUGGCUCCUGGGCCUCAGCAUGUUGGACUUGAACGAUCUAGGGUGGGCGAUUGAUAAGACGUUGCACGAGAUCGUUUUGCUUAAGGAGAAGAUGAGCCAGCCCAAGGAGGCGGACAAUGUGAGGAGGAUGGCAUAA
Messenger RNA from Punica granatum (pomegranate), 519 nucleotides. The record is from RefSeq and is a predicted model, not a curated record. NCBI's taxonomy places the organism in Eukaryota, Viridiplantae, Streptophyta, Magnoliopsida, Myrtales, Lythraceae.